AUGCUGCCCGAGAUCAGGUACGAGCGAGACGAGCCGUCUCCUCGGCUUCUCAAGAGCCGUGAGGAGGAGGUUACACAGCCAGCUCAGACGCAGCCGCCGCCCUUCUCGCAGAAGCAGCAGCGGGAGAUACUGCAGGAGUUCCAGCGACAGCAAGAGGAGAACCUCCGACAGCAGAGGGACAUGGAGGCGGAGACACUACGACAGGAACGGCAGCGAGCGCGAGAGAGCAGGAGGAGCUCAGCCAGCCGCCUCCGAGAAGCCGCAAAAGCAGCACCGAGUGUGCCACAAACCCAUCCGAAAAAGUCGAAGACGUCGCCUUUGGGCCGGAUGAUGGCUCAUUUUCGCUCCAAGAUGUCCUCGCUUUGGCGGGGCAGGGAUGCAGUGACUGCCUUCGACGGCGACGACGAGAAGUUCCUGGAAGCGCAGACUGAGAGGCUGCUGGCAGUGAUGAAGGACACGCUGGCAGCCAGCCACAACGAGCCCGUGGCUGUCCGACGAAAAGUGUUCCGAGAACUGCAGCGCAAGUUGCACCCGGACAAGAAUGCGCAUUGCAGGGAGGCUGCCAAGAUCGCGUUUCAGCAGCUCAUGGAUCAGCAGGGCAAAUACCUGAAGGAAGUGGUCUGA
This is a messenger RNA of Symbiodinium necroappetens, 624 nucleotides long. Lineage: Eukaryota; Dinophyceae; Suessiales; Symbiodiniaceae. The record is from the annotation of a GenBank genome assembly.